AUGAACGGGGUCGAUAAAGCAGACCAGUAUACCGGUACAUACUGUUUCAUGCAAAAGUCCCAAAAAUGGUGGCGAAAAUUAUUUUUUUGGGGCUUGGAAAUCUCAGCCAUAAAUUCUUAUCUAUUACAUAAAGAAAAUCAGAAGAAACACAAUACAAAAGUUACGCAUUUGCAAUUUGUACAUCGCUUGUUGGAGAUGUUCGUGACACUGAUCCCAACAAAUUCUUCAACUUCUGGAACAGGAGAAAGGCUGAACAGCCUUUUACAUAUUAUUUGGCGGGAUGAUACAGGAAGGAGUAAAGACUGUGUGGUAUGUUCAAAUCGGAAAAUCAAAGGUGGAAGAAGAGAAUCGAAAUAUUAUUGUGCUACUUGUUCUGCUAAAUCGGCUUUGCACAUAGGUGACUGUUUCAAAAGAUACCACACCAAACACGAAUAUAAAACGAGUCACAUAAACAUACCAUAA
Heterotrigona itama is the source of this 462-nucleotide messenger RNA. Lineage: Eukaryota; Metazoa; Arthropoda; Insecta; Hymenoptera; Apidae. The record is from the annotation of a GenBank genome assembly.